Drosophila innubila is the source of this 1339-nucleotide messenger RNA. Its product is annotated as heat shock protein 22. Gene Ontology annotation, molecular function: protein folding chaperone. Bases 287 to 952 code for a protein of 221 amino acids. The transcript has a single exon. The record is from RefSeq and is a predicted model, not a curated record. Gene Ontology annotation, biological process: response to heat; protein refolding. NCBI's taxonomy places the organism in Eukaryota, Metazoa, Arthropoda, Insecta, Diptera, Drosophilidae.
UGGCCCAGGUUGAGGUACAGUCGCAAUCAAUUGAAACGGGUCGAAGAAUUUUUGCAUACAUUGUCGGAUCGAAUACUCGAGCUACUUAGCUAGUUAGUUUAUUUUAUUUAGUUAGUUAGUUAGUAAGAGUCGAGUAGGGUGGAAGGCAGCCGAGGACAACGGUUUUUUUGGCGCUUAUAGCCAAAAAGCAACGCGUUUGCUCCGUGUGCAACGAAACAACACACAAGACACUACACAACACAACACAACACAACACUCUACACUCCACACUCCACACAACGAAAUCAUGCCCAUACACUGGGACUGGGACUGGGAGCACGAGCACGAGCACGAGCAUGGCGGAGGACACUUUCACUGGCCGCCGAGGAGGCAUUGGUCGACGGGUGAGCCGAAGUGUCGACAACGGCGAUAUCAUCUCUCCCAUGAGAUGGAUGUAUGCGCCCGGGAGUUUCAUCUGCGGGUAGAUGACAGCGCCUGGUGUCACGGCUCUUGUCUGGUCGGACGCGUGGUCAUCGAGACGGGCACGGAGCCGGACUCACUCGGACGGGGCACCUUUAAAGUGGUGCUGGAUGUGCAUCAUUUUCAACUGUCCGAGCUGACGGUGAAGGCGAAGAACACCGAUACCAUCUGCGUGGAGGGCCAACAGUCGGAUGAUCGCGCCGAUAAAGGACAACUGUGCAUCACAAAGGAGUUUACACGCUGCUAUAAGCUGCCCCGGCACUAUGAUGCAACACAGGCGCGUGCCACAUUCUCGGCGGACGGCAUACUUAUGGUAACGGUGCCAGCACCACCCAAACUGGACGAUGUGGAGCGUGUGGUGGACAUUGAACCCACUGGCAAUUACUUUGGCAGCAUUGCGGAUCCCAGUGCAUCCAAGGCCAUUGAGCUGGCUACUGACGAUUCAGCGGAUGGUGGCGAGGCUAAUCCUGCUGGCACAGCGACGGACAAAUGAAGCUGGCGACGUCUGACGGUCGCGCGUAACUGGCGUCCUUUCUCCAACUGGAAGAAGCGUCUGCUAGGACGCGUGAAGGCCGUCAGAGGCGGUCGUUUGGCUUGAAAGAAGCUAAACAAGAGUAUGCGGGACAAUUGGAACCCUGGCGUAGCCAGUGCACCCUGCAGCAUCUGUAACCCCUAAAAACUAAAUACUACACUAUUACUUAAUAUUCAAAUAAUCGAAAAUAGUUACGUUCUUGUUAUAAACACUUAGUGAAAUUGUUUAAAACGUUAUCAAAUAUGGCCCCUAGAAUCAAUAACUAUAACAUCAUGUAAUCCUUAAGGUUUUAUGUCUUUGCUACUUGCGAUUCUGCUUAAUGCCAAUAAAGGACUUUAUCAUCAACAC